This is a messenger RNA of Neocloeon triangulifer, 5854 nucleotides long. RefSeq names its product tuberin (gene gig). The record is from RefSeq and is a predicted model, not a curated record. Gene Ontology annotation, molecular function: GTPase activator activity. Bases 271 to 5694 code for a protein of 1807 amino acids. The transcript is spliced from 27 exons. Lineage: Eukaryota; Metazoa; Arthropoda; Insecta; Ephemeroptera; Baetidae. Gene Ontology annotation, cellular component: nucleus; cytoplasm; TSC1-TSC2 complex. Gene Ontology annotation, biological process: negative regulation of phosphatidylinositol 3-kinase/protein kinase B signal transduction; regulation of cell cycle; negative regulation of Wnt signaling pathway.
UGGUUUUUCAAUUUUACACACUUUUGAAGCAAACCGGUUUGCUUUUCCUGCAAAUAAAGCUCACCGGUUUAAUUUCUACGUUCAAGAACAAUGGAAUUAGUUGCGCAACCGAUAAUCGAGCAGAAAUAAUCGGAUUACGUUUUGCUCCCCGCUGUUAAAGGUCCUCCGCGGAGAAGGAAGACACCAUUUUUGAAAACAAAAGAUGUGAUCUUGUGAUUUGCGUCGCAAUUUACGGUUUUUUAUGGAACCGGAGUCCUUUUAGAACGCAAAAUGAGUUCGAAGGAUAAGGACAAAACCCUACAGGACAAGCUGAAGCAAUUUUUCCGGCUCAACAAGGGAAACGCAGCUGGCACCGUUGUCGAGCGGUCGGACUUCUCAUUGACCUCAGAAAUUGAAAUUGCUAUCGGACCUCAAUCGACAAACGUCAAUGACAGGGUUAAGACACUGAGAGACAUCAGCAACGUCGUACUGCAGAAAAAUUUAGAAGAGCAUGCCAUUGAAAAGCUGUGGUCCUUGGUUCAAGACCUGCUGCGGGAAGAUGUGCCCAAGGAGCAGAGAUACAACGUUUUCCAGUUUUUGUGUAACCUUGCACAAGGCCAGUCUGAAAAACUGGGAAUCCUUAGGGCCCAGUUCUUCCGAUUGGUUGUGCAGCAUUCUCUGCCCGAAGACGUUGGAGCUCGGCUUGACCUUCUGCGGGCUUUGACUGAUAACGGCAAGGACAUUCAGUACAUCGAGGUAGAGGUAGCACCCUUCCUGCUCUCUUGGAUGUCGGAAGUAACACACGCCAACAAAACCAACGACCUGCUUUCCUUGCUUGUCAACGUGGUAAAAUACAAUGCUGCUUUUGUCGAGGAUGAUGUCAUCAGUGGACUCAUACAAAGCACCUGCUUUUUGUGCACCUGCAGCCAGCACGAAGAAGUUGUUCACUCCAGCCUAGCUCUUCUUGAUGUGAUUGUUUGCUACGCUCAAAUGCCUCCAGAAAUGUUGCGGACUUUUGUCUGCACUCUCUGCAACUGUGUGAACAACAAGAUGUAUUGCCUAAGUUGUUGGAAGAUCAUGAAGAAAAUUCUGGGAACCCAUCUGGGCCACAGCACAUUGUUUCAAAUGGUUUCCAUUUUGAAAGACCCCAAAUUUGCCAACGCACCCCAGCUUCUUCGGGGAGCAGUUUUCCAUACCAGCAUGGGCAUGUGGGGAAACCAGAAAGUUCCCUCACUCAACACUACAGUUUGCACUGUUCUCCCUGCCUUUAUGGAGGCUAUUAAACAUGGACAUGCCAUAGUCACUUACGAAGUUCUUCUCUGCUUGAGAAAGUUAAUCGUCCACAGUCCUAGUGACUUGAGCGAUCCAGCUUGGCACAUUGUUCUUGGAAUCCUAGAGAUUGCUAUGAUAUUGAUUCAAAAAAUGAACCCACCUAAUGUUAAUGUUGCAACUGUUGCUCAUGACUUGCUCACUGAUAUUGAAGCUCUGCAUGAAAGAGGUGAUUUUCGAGGUGACGUCGGAAGAUUUUUCAACAUCAUUGCUUCCUGCGCAUCAACACGGCCAGAAAUCUCAAUCCUGCAUUUAAUUACAUACUUGGCUGCCGACUUCACACCUACAAAGCACAAAUGGCUGACUAAGUUGAGUGAUUUUGUCGAAAGGUACUUCUGGCAAGAAACCAGGUCCAAUAUUAGGGUCAAGGUGCUGGACGUUAUUUCGUCAGUGGUUCACGCCAAUAGAGCAUUGUAUGAGGAGGAAUUGCUGGAACGAGUAUUGACACAAUUGGAUCCUAACGUGGCCAAAGAUCCAGACCUAGUUGUAAGAAAUGCAUCUGUCCAGCUGCUGGUCGAGUUAUGUUUGGAGUGUGAGAACAAGAGGUGCUUAGAACUUUUGGAACUGAUUGAUAAGUUUUUGCAACGACCAUUUGAUUUGUAUGAUGCCAAUUCUUUCAUCAUUACAAAUGAAGCGGAUAUGAUUGACGUCAAAAGUGCUGCCCUGGGCAUGAUAAAGAUUUUUCAAAGUAAAGCGUACCAGUUGCCUUCGUCUCACGCAAUUCGAGCUUACAAGUCCUUGGUCAACCACUUAGAGUGCCACUACAAGAGGCCUGCUGUGUUCGACAAUUGCAGCACAAUUAGAUUUUUGAUUUUCAAGUGCUUCUUGCAAAUCCGAGCCGAUUCGUUGUACCACUUAGGAAUGCCUGACCCAAUGAUUCUUGAUUUUGAAACACCGUGUAGUGCAAAAAAAGUGACAAGAUUUAGCCCUUAUUUGGCUGUGGAUCACAGGGAUGGUGAAAAGCCUAGCGCAGCAGUAGUGUCUGCUGGGACGACAUCAGCUUUUCCAACACCUACAGUCACUUACUUGUCUCUCACACAUGCCUGUGGUGCAGUAAUUAUUUGUUUAAAAAAAGAGAAAGACUGGAGAGUAUUGACUCUCGUGUUGUCAGAGUUGCCACAAGUGAUGCAGAACAAAUCGCUUAUUCUCUCAAAACAUGGUAAUGAUGUAGAGUAUUUGGCCAGUGCUCUAUACAGCAUGGUCAGUGAGAUUAGUUUGGGCCUACCAGACAAACUGAAGAACCUUCCUCAGAAAAUGUCGAGAUCUGAUUUGCAGUCGAUGGUUUUACUUUCAUUGGCCUCACUUGUUUCAUACCCUCUUGACUCUUCAAUGCAGCAGAAAAUUGUGAAAUGCCUACAACUGGGAUUGACAACAACUACCAAGUGUGCCAUUGAUUGCAUGUCGGCACUCACUCUUUGUACACUGGACAUGCAAGAAACAAUGUACAAACUCUUGCCUGAGGUACUCCUGAAGCUUUCAAAAAUUUCGACUACAGUCUUCAUGGCAAUACCAAUGCUGGAAUUUCUAUCAACACUGACUCGCUUGCCAAAGGUAUUUGGGUCAUUUGUAUAUGACCAGUAUUUGUCAGUUUUUGCCAUCGCCUUGCCAUACACAAAUCCCUUCAAGUACAGCCACUUUGUUGUUUCAUUGGCACAUCAUGUAAUUGCUGUCUGGUUCUUCAAAAGCAGAAUGCCGUUCAGAAGCAAACUUGUUGGCUACAUCAUUAAGGGUUUGAAAAAUAAUUUGACCGGAGAGACAAUGAUACGGACGGAACUUGUAAAUGAAGAUUCUUCAAGUAGGAGGAGAAGUUCAAGUCUGACAGAACAGGGCAGCCGACACCACAAAGAAAAUCUGCGACAGCGGAUGGAAAUGAAACCAGUCAUUGACGAAACUAUGAUGCUUUUCCACACCGAGCUGACUGAAACGUGUAUCGAUAUGAUGUCGAGAUAUACCUUCUCUCGAUGUUCUGCUCUGCCAAAGAGACCACCCACCACUCAGUGGCUCCUGAACGAGGGUCCGUCUAUGACCUGGUUGCUUGGUCACAAGUUGAUCACUGUCACAACAAGUAACUGCAGCUUAAAGGCCAUCAAGAGUGGAUUGUGUGACAAAUGCCUCCAAUCUUGCAGACUAGACAAAUCUGGUGCCAACACAAACUCGGCCCCGAGUGCUCCCCAAACGCAGCCUUCAACUGCAGCAACUAGUCCAAUAACGGAGAAAGCACCAAGCCCUCCUGUGGAGAAUGAUUUGACCCCAUCGCGUCGCCGUCACAAAUCUGCAAUCCAAGGCAGUGUUGCCCGCGACAGUGGAGCCUUGUUUGCUCCUAGGACCAAAGACGACCUGCAUAUGAACUCAAGAGCUCUAGAUUCUGAGAACUCUAAAAGUGAAGGGUUUUUCGUUAAAUCAGGUGCCCAAGUCGAGAAGUCUGUUGAUUCUGAUAGAGGAAUGUGCACAUGCUGGUGCCAAGGCUGGGCCGAAAUUAACGUUAGGAGCGCUACAGGCAAUGCGUCUUGGACAAUGAGACUCCAAAACUUGCCCUACGUUGAUGCCUCCUCGCCAUCAACAGAUUUUCCGUUGACUGAUGUUUCUACUCUUUUCUUCCCUGAACUUGAAUGCAAAGAGGAAGGCAAAUCAAGGAUAAAUUCACCAGAGAUCACAAGCGAGCAGCCUAUUUUCAACAAUAGCAUUCCAACUUCCCCAGUCGGUCAGCCACCACUGAUGGAAGGCGCACUUGAAAAGAAAACUCAACAAGUACAGCCAGUUUUACCUAGUCCAAGCCAGGAAAUAGCACCCAGCAGACCAACUUCUGAAGCAGUUCCAGUACCAGGUGCUGGCGGUGAGCCUGAAGACUCUGACGAUGCGGUCGAUGAGGAGGAUGGAGCGGAGGGGGAGAGUAGACAAAGGAACCGUGUGAAGAGGUCAAACUCAAGCCCUGAAAUGAGCAGCAGACUGCGGAGUCCUCUUUCGCUGCAACCACCUGCUCUUCAUGCCACAAACAGUCAGAGUGGAGGAGAUCUUGACCAAAGUGCGCCCCUCAGCCCGACCGAAGAGAAAAAAAAUCCAAAAGUACCACCUGCGAGGGUGAGCUGUGAAGCAAUUCCUGAGGAAAUGGGAGGGACAACACCUCCUACUGCACAAACUAUUGUGCCUUUGCUGAAAACCCAGCCUCCCGUUCAGACGAUAGAGCCAAAACCUGUUGAACCUUUACAACCACAGCCUCCAGCAGUAGUACCUUCAACACCCCAGCCUCCAGUAAAAGCUACUCUUGCACCCAUGAAAUCAGCACCCAUGGUGCCCGAGAAGAGGACUGAAAAGAGUCCUCCUCAAGAGACGAGGCCUGACCCAAGCACGCUGCCUCCGCUGUCCUUCCGUGACAGAGGUCACACUAUAUCAGUCAUGAGCCCUGUAAAGAGACCAGAUUUGAGUCUUUUAAGGAGAAAUGCCGCUGGGGGUUCAACGCCCAGAGGUUCCGAACCAUCAAUGAACAGUGCAGGAAUGAAGCCAAGCUUUGUAUUCUUGCAACUUUAUCAAGAGGGUCGACUAGCUGGAAAAGGCGAAAAGCCAAUGUUGGUGCCCAAAGACAUUGCGACCAUGUCCAUCAGAACUUUUGACUACAUCCCACCUUACGAGACUCACAAAUUGGGAGUUCUUUAUGUUGGGGAAAACCAGGCAAACAAUGAGACUGAAAUUCUUCGAAAUACGUCUGGAUCAGUUCGAUAUACAGAAUUCUUGUCUGGUCUUGGUACUUUGAUAAAACUAAAAGAAGUUGACCCCCAAACAAUUUUCCUUGGAGGAUUGGAUGUGAAUGGCAAUGACGGAAAGUUUGCCUAUAUCUGGCAUGAUGCCAUGACUCAGGUUGUUUUUCACGUUGCAACGUUGAUGCCGACAAAGGAGACUGAUCCGAGCUGCAACAACAAAAAGCUUCACAUUGGUAAUGAUUAUGUGACUAUCGUUUUCAACGAAAGUGGCCAAGAGUACAACAUGCAUUGUAUCCAGUGUCAGUUCAACUUUGCUUGUGUUGUUGUUACUCCAAUGGGCCACGGCACAAAUCAAGUGACUGUCAAGAUUAAGGAUGACCUCACAGAACACUUGGGUGCAUCACAAGUGACCAGAAUCAUUUCUGACCAGAGCUUGCCCACCUUGGUUAGGCAGCUUGCUCUUCACGCCAAUUUGGCUUCGCUUAUUGUUCGUCACAUGAGCAAAAAUGUUCUGUACGCUUCAAACUGGCUGGAGCGGCUGAGGAACAUUAAGAGGAUCAGGAGCAGAGUUUUAACGAAAAUUGAAGAGAGGAAGAAGGCAGCUGACACUCAAUCAGGAUUGCAGAGUAAGGACCCUGACGAUUUCACCGACUAUGCCGUUUACUCAGAAAUGCCAGAUACGAAGAACUAAUGAGGAAAUAAUAUAAAAUUAACUGGAGGAAGCUAGGCCUGUGAAUUAUGAGUUUAUGGUGGCUACACAAUGAAUUUUUGCUGUUCUUUGUACGGACUCGGCACGCGCUAUAAUGUUGCUUUUUAAAGAAUAUAAAUAAUAAACGGAUAAUGAAAAGUAA